Arabis nemorensis is the source of this 1770-nucleotide messenger RNA. The record is from the annotation of a GenBank genome assembly. NCBI's taxonomy places the organism in Eukaryota, Viridiplantae, Streptophyta, Magnoliopsida, Brassicales, Brassicaceae.
AUGGAGAAUCUGAUCUCUCUGGUUAAUAAGAUACAGAGAGCUUGCACAGCUCUGGGAGACCAUGGAGACUCGAGCGCCUUGCCAACUCUAUGGGAUUCCUUGCCUGCGAUUGCCGUCGUUGGUGGUCAGAGCUCAGGGAAGUCUUCAGUCCUGGAGAGCAUCGUCGGAAAGGACUUUUUACCCCGUGGAUCUGGUAUUGUUACUCGAAGGCCCCUUGUCUUACAGUUGCAAAAGAUUGAAGAUGGAACCCGCGAGUAUGCAGAGUUCCUUCAUCUCCCCAGGAAAAGAUUCACCGAUUUUGCUGCUGUGAGGAAGGAGAUUCAAGACGAGACUGACAGAGAAACUGGACGCAGCAAGGCCAUUUCUAGCGUUCCCAUUCACCUUAGCAUAUACUCUCCCAAUGUUGUCAACUUGACACUGAUUGAUCUUCCAGGGCUUACAAAAGUUGCUGUUGAGGGACAAUCUGAAAGUAUAGUGAAGGACAUUGAAAACAUGGUUCGGUCCUACAUCGAAAAGCCCAACUGCAUCAUUUUGGCAAUCUCACCUGCAAACCAAGAUCUGGCUACCUCAGAUGCAAUUAAAAUUUCCCGUGAGGUUGAUCCAUCGGGGGAGAGAACAUUUGGUGUCUUGACCAAGAUUGAUCUUAUGGACAAGGGGACUGAUGCAGUGGAAAUUCUGGAAGGGAAAUCUUUUAAACUCAAGUAUCCAUGGGUAGGUGUUGUCAAUCGCUCCCAAGCAGAUAUUAACAAGAAUGUCGACAUGAUUGCUGCUCGGAGAAGAGAGAGGGAGUACUUUUCCAAUACUACAGAGUAUAGGCACCUUGCACAUAAAAUGGGUUCUGAGCAUUUGGCAAAGAUGUUGUCCAAGCAUCUAGAACAUGUGAUCAAGUCGAGAAUUCCAGGCAUCCAGUCRCUUAUUAACAAAACAGUAUUGGAGCUGGAAUCUGAACUAAGUCGCCUUGGAAAGCCUAUUGCAGCUGAUGYAGGGGGGAAGCUGCGUGCUGGUGGUGAAAAGGUGUAUAACGUGUUUGAUAAUCAGCUUCCGGCGGCUCUGAAGAGACUUCAGUUUGACAAGCAGCUAGCAAUGGACAAUAUCCGUAAGCUGGUCACUGAGGCUGACGGUUACCAGCCUCACUUGAUUGCUCCUGAGCAAGGUUACCGUCGUCUCAUUGAGUCUUCUAUUGUUUCCAUCCGCGGCCCUGCUGAAGCAUCUGUUGACACUGUUCAUGCGAUCUUGAAAGAUCUGGUUCACAAGUCUGUGAAUGAGACAGUGGAACUAAAGCAAUACCCAGCUCUGAGAGUGGAGGUGACAAACGCGGCCAUAGAGUCUCUGGACAAAAUGCGGGAAGGAAGUAAGAAAGCAACACUGCAGCUGGUGGACAUGGAGUGUAGUUACCUCACUGUUGAUUUCUUCAGGAAGCUUCCCCAGGAUGUUGAGAAGGGUGGCAACCCCACGCACUCCAUUUUCGACCGCUACAACGACUCCUACCUCAGACGUAUCGGAUCCAAUGUUCUGUCUUACGUGAACAUGGUCUGUGCUGGUCUGCGGAAUUCAAUACCCAAGUCCAUCGUCUACUGCCAAGUCCGGGAAGCGAAGCGCAGCCUCCUCGACCAUUUCUUUGCCGAGCUUGGUACCAUGGAUAUGAAGAGGCUCUCGUCGCUGUUGAACGAAGACCCAGCAAUAAUGGAGAGACGCAGCGCCAUCUCUAAGAGGCUGGAGUUGUACCGAGCUGCCCAAUCGGAGAUCGACGCUGUUGCUUGGUCCAAGUGA